AUGAAUGAAAGGAAUCCUGUGAGUGAGUAAUUCCGGGAAGCUCGCCUUACAACUCCGAGCGGCCCCGGCCUCCUGUGCCGCCCGCCUCACAACAAAACUCAGCGUCGCACUCCCAGGUGUUCGGUUCGGAACGACCUGCGGUUAGGACCAAAGAGGACGCAGACCAGGGGACCGGCUGGGACAGCAGACCCGACAGCAGCGAAACGCGCGCGUGCGAGGCGCUCCAGGCCAAGCCAGCCGAGAGGCGGGUCUCCAGCCCAGAGGACACUUUCUGCAAACAUGUCUGGGGACCCCUUAUCCAGCAAAGCCCUGAAGAUAAAGCGUGAGCUGAGCGAGAACACACCACACCUGUCAGACGAAGCACUGAUGGGGCUGUCAGUGCGUGAGCUGAACCGACACCUGCGAGGGCUCUCAGCUGAGGAGGUGACCCGGCUCAAGCAGCGGCGCCGCACGCUCAAGAACCGCGGCUAUGCCGCCAGCUGCCGCGUGAAGCGCGUGUGCCAGAAGGAGGAGCUGCAGAAGCAGAAGUCGGAGCUGGAGCGCGAGGUGGACAAGCUGGCGCGCGAGAACGCGGCCAUGCGUCUGGAGCUCGACGCCUUGCGCGGCAAGUGCGAGGCGCUGCAGGGCUUCGCGCGUUCGGUGGCCGCGGCCCGCGGGCCAGCAGCGCUAGUGGCGCCUGCCAGCGUUAUCACUAUCAUCAAGUCCACCCCAGGUCCGGGGUCUGGAUCCGCCCCCGGCCCAGACCCCGCCCCCGGCCCGGCCGCCUGCUCCUAGUCCCCGCCCCGCCCCUUCCCCAGCCACGCCCCUCCAGCCCCAUCUCUCUCCCCAAAGUGCCUGAGCGCUGUGUGUCUGUGACCAGGUCGCAUUUCUUACGGCCACCAGCCCCUGUGGUGAACACAUUCCUUCCCUGGGCCCUGUCUUCUUCGUGUAGCCCCUGAAAGUGGGACCUAAUGGUCCAACAUUAGUGGAGUGGAAAUUCUAGCUAUAGCGUUGUCCUUGAUGGAAACUUCAACUUCUUAGAGACUGUUAAGAAUGCGAUACAGAGCUGGCUCAGAGAAGAGCUUUGGGGAAAAAGGCACCCCUUAAUUUGGAAACUGCUCUAAUUGUGCCCAUAUGCCCUCCAAACACUCCCAGGAUCCAGGACUGGGUUUCACUGUCCUGCUGGGAGACUGCACUGAAGAGAUUCCUCCACCUCUGCUUUGGGCCCCAGGGUGGCUGGAUUUCCAAAGCUAGGAAAGGGGUUAGACAUGACUAGUGGAGCCCAGUUAACAGAUGGGGAAACAGCCUCCAGUGGAUCGGAGGCCACACACCCCUUAGUUGAGCUGGAACCAGCAGCUGAGUUUACUGCUGCCCCAAGACACCCGCCAUGGUACAGUGGACAGGACUGAAAAGGUGGUGAGAGGGCCUCCCUGGCCUGGGAGACAGCUCUCCGCAAGGGAAGGGCAGAAAAGUAGAGUGACAGUGAAGGUGACACAGAUGGAAGAGCAGGAAGGAGCUGGCCUGGCUCAGCCCUGGGCUCUCCAGUCAGGUGCCCCGGAGACAGCCAGCCAGGGUGGGCCCGUAUGACCAGCUGGGUGGGGGAUGGGGAGGCACUUUUUCCAAGAGGACCUGGAUCCUUAUUCAAGGGAAUAGGGAAUUCUGACUAUGGUGACUGCUGUGGCAGAUGGGAAUGUGAUCCUGUGGUCCUGCAGCCUGGAGUGGGGUCUUUGAAGUAAGGGUUCCACCUGGACCCUGUGAGUAUCCACUGUGGGGUGGGGGCAGGCCACAGUUAUUGCCUUUUUCCUGGCAGCCUGCCCCAGCUCCUCCUUGACACUGUCUGUAUACAGCUGCCCCUCCCCACUGUUUAUUUAUUGCACAAAUGAAUCUAAGUUAUUCUCCCCAGCCAGAGCCUUGCUUCCACUCCCUGGAAAAGUGGAUGUGGCCCUGAGCUGGACUUUAUAUUUUAUAUCUGAAAAUAAAUCACAUUUUAUCUUAUAUUUAGGGAAAACCGGAUGGCAACAACAAAAAAAUGUUUAAAAAAAAAAUUGCCCGGCCCCUAGAAUUUAUUUAUUUCUUGACUUACAGUAAGCGAGUUAUCCGCCUUCUGUAUUUUGUAGACUUUCUGAAUAAAGUCAAAUUCUCUUUUUCCACA
Messenger RNA from Nycticebus coucang (slow loris), 2131 nucleotides. RefSeq names its product MAF bZIP transcription factor F (gene MAFF). The transcript is spliced from 3 exons. The record is from RefSeq and is a predicted model, not a curated record. Gene Ontology annotation, cellular component: nucleus. Bases 280 to 774 code for a protein of 164 amino acids. Gene Ontology annotation, molecular function: DNA-binding transcription factor activity, RNA polymerase II-specific; RNA polymerase II cis-regulatory region sequence-specific DNA binding. NCBI's taxonomy places the organism in Eukaryota, Metazoa, Chordata, Mammalia, Primates, Lorisidae. Gene Ontology annotation, biological process: regulation of transcription by RNA polymerase II; regulation of epidermal cell differentiation.